CUGCCAAAGAGGGACAAUUAUUGGUAAAACAAACUGCUGAAAAUGUUGAUGAUGCUGUUAGAGAACUUCCAGAUGCUAAUAUGGCAUAUGGAGAUUCAUCUUUCCGGGAUUAUCAUCUUAUUGAAAUUUAAAUAGACACCACAUUCCAUUUUUGCAACUAAAAAACAUGAUGGGCUUCUUCUUCUCUUUGAUGUCACACCACAAAGCUGUUCUCACUUGCUUUGUGUUCUUCUUCCUGCUUUCUUGCACCUGCUUCACCUCAACAGAUUAUUUUGGGUUCUUCUUCCAAGGCUCGAAGACAGAUUCUUGCUGAGAUGGGAUACGAGUUUACAAUAAUGACUGCGGAUAUUGAUGAGAAAAGUAACUGGAAGGAAAAGCCAGAAGAUUUGGUUAUGGCAUUGGCUGAGGCGAAGGUUUGUGAUCAGAACAAAGUAAAUGGAAGUGGAGUUGAAAUAGUUUCGGAUGAAGUGAAAUCAAAAUCAUUUAGAAAAGCCAAGUAUGAUGAUGAAAUGCCUCCUAACAUCGACCUUGACGAGUGGGAUCACACAGCAUCCAGAACCGGUAGCAGCUCUAAUCAUGCUUCUUCAACUCAGUCUUUGAAUCCUUUAAGUAGAUUCCUUUCUCGCUUUAGCUUCAUUCCUGGUAACAUAAGCUUCAGACUUGGCAGAACCACCAGUCUUGGUUCAUCAAGGCCUUGUCCUGUUUCUUCUGGAAGUCUCACCAUAUUUAACAGUGAAGAUGAGCUUAAUCCUCAUCCAAGCCACCCUGGAAGUUUGAUUAAUAGAAAUGAAACUCAACAACGUAGAGAAUUGCUUAAUGCAUCUUUUGAUGAUCGAGUGCCUAUUCGAAGAAGAGAAGGAAAUUCGAAGAAUAGAAGAACGUAGCAUACAGUUUGAAGAAGGGAAGACAAUUAGGGGUUUUGGGUAUUUUUUUAUUAAAACAAUGAGAUAUUGGUCAAUGAUGUUGAAAAAUAACAUCCAAUUUUA
This is a messenger RNA of Arachis duranensis, 986 nucleotides long. RefSeq lists its product as uncharacterized. The record is from RefSeq and is a predicted model, not a curated record. The coding region runs from base 315 to 884 and encodes 189 amino acids. NCBI's taxonomy places the organism in Eukaryota, Viridiplantae, Streptophyta, Magnoliopsida, Fabales, Fabaceae. The transcript is spliced from 6 exons.